CAUAACUAUAACACAAAAUAUAAAUCAUCUCACUCAAGACUUCUUGCUUGAGAGGGGAGGGGAUACUCAAAAUUGAGUAGCCAUGGUUCGGUUUUUCUCACAUUUAGUAAGACAGAAUGUCCGUAGAUGUGUUCCCAGCAUCAGAGGGCAGUAUUUGCCUCGCCAAUACCAGCCAAUUCUUCAUAUGAGGUCCCUCCAUGAUGAAGUCCCAUCUGAAGACUUGGAUCGCGAUUCACAUGAAGACCCAUAUGCCCAGCACUCUAAUAAUAACCCAUUGCUAAAAGAAGCACCACAAGGACCAUUGGUAGAGGACACUGAUAUACCGAUAUUUUUUCGGACCAAGACGCAGUCAUCCUUUGAUAAUGCUUUCAGAUUUCCAGCACCUACACCACCAAUGCACUAUGAGCCUGACAAGGUAGUGUAUAUUCAAGGCUUCCUAAGAAAGCGCAAGGACGUAGGCUCCCGCAUGACCUUCUGCGAUGUAGACCUCGGCAGGACAUAUCCCGAAGUUCAGAUCGUGUCUACGUGGGAAGAAGAGGGCUCAUAUCAACAUGUUGCUCAUCAGGACCUGAAGACUAUAUCGCCCCACAGUCCAAUAACUGCCAUGGGAACUCUCAAGAAGUCUGAGAAAACUUCCGGCAGUGAAGACUCAACCAAGCAGAGAUUUGAUCUCAAACUGCGACAUAUAAAGGCGCUGAAUACGUUUCCCAAGGACAUCAUCGUCACCAAAGAUGCCCUAUGGCCACCCAAGUUUCGCCACUUACAACUGCGGUUUGACCCUGACCUUCGAGAUAGAUUACGUUUCCGCAGCAGCAUUCAAUUUGAACUCACGAAGCAAUUGAUGAGUAGAGGUUUUGUCAAUAUCGAAACCCCCCUUCUUUUUAAGUCGACCCCUGAAGGGGCUCGGGAAUUUCUUGUCCCAACCAGACGGCCAGGGUACGCAUACGCUCUUACACAGAGCCCACAGCAGUACAAGCAGAUUCUGAUGGCCGGAGGCAUCGAGAAGUAUUUCCAAUUCGCCAAAUGCUUCCGCGACGAAGACCAUCGUGCCGAUAGACAGCCUGAGUUUACCCAGCUAGAUUUGGAAAUGUCCUUUGCCAGUGGAACGGAUGUAAUAAAUAACGUCUCGAAAGUAAUAGAAAAGCUCUUCAACCACAAUAAGUGUUUUGCAAAGGGGGCAGAUGGCAAGAGCUAUAUAGUCUACUCCGAAAAUGAGGUGGAAUCCCUCAAAGAAAACCCGGCCAGUUUUAGUCGCUUUGGUUUCCAACAUAAUGCAGGCAAUAUGGUCCAUAUGAAGUACAAAGAUGCAAUGGAUCAGUAUGGCACCGACAAGCCGGAUUUGCGUAUUAAAACACCAUGGAUGUCACCUAUUCAUCAAAUAACGUCAGGGCACGGAAGUCUAUUCCACGAAUUCGUCCCCCAGCUCACAACCCUACGUAAUUUCUCUAUAGAGGGUGUGAAGCUUCGCCUAGGCCAAACCCCUGAUGCCGCUAGAAAGUUCAUGAAGAAUUUCAUGAAUAAUCUCCCGAGCACCCUCAAUCUGACGCCCGGGUGCACGCCAGCCGUGUUCGUCUACGACUCCAAGCUGCCUCUUAACGGCUUCUCGGAUCUAGGCGAGGAAGGCGCCUCCGUUAUCGAGAGGAUGAGCUCAAGCACUUGGCCCAAGUGCGUCGACGGCGAUAUCAUCGUGAUGCACGCCCGCAAGACAGGCCGCCACGUUGGCGGCUCCACCGACCUCGGCAGGCUUCGCACGGCCCUUUACGCAGCCGGCGUAAAAACAGGGUUUAUACCCGCGGACCGCAGCCUGCAGUUCCUCUGGGUCCACAGCUUCCCCCUCUUCACCCCCGACGACGGAAAAGACCCGGGCCAGGGCGGCGCCGCCGGCUUCUCCGCCACCCACCAUCCGUUCACCGCGCCCCAGACCGCCAAGGACGUGGACCUCCUCACGAAGGGCAAUCCCCUCGCGGCGCGCGGCGACAGCUACGACCUCGUCGUCAACGGCAUCGAGAUCGGCGGCGGCAGCCGGCGUAUCCACGUCGCCGAGCUGCAGCAGUACAUCAUGAAGGACGUGCUGCAGAUGAGCAACGCGCGCAUCGCCGACUUCGCCCACCUGCUCGAGGCCCUGCGCGCCGGCUGCCCCCCGCACGCCGGCUUCGCCCUCGGCUUCGACCGCCUCGUCACCGUCAUGUUCGACUUGCCGUCCAUCCGCGACGUCAUGGCGUUUCCAAAGACCAACAAGGGCGAGGACGUCAUGGUCGGCAGCCCGUCCAAGGUCACGCCCGAGCAGGAACAGCUCUACCAUAUUGCCCAGCACCCGCGCUUCAAGAAGAAGUCGCAGUCGGCGGGCGGCAAGGCGGAGGCGAAGCAGCAGCCUGAGGCCGAGACGGAGACCAGCAACCCCGCAGCUGAUUCAACAACAGUAGCAUCUCAGGAACCAGCACCUACGCCCGAAGAAAAUCCAGAAGAAACCAAAAUACUAGAGCAGCCCACGGAAGAGGAGGAAGCGGCUAAAGUCAAGUGAUGGAAGGCACAGCGCGAUGUCGAUUUCCCCGGAAGUCGAUGAGCUGUUGGAGAAGCAGGCUGCGCAGUUUAGGAAUCGGGGGAGGGAGUAGGUACUGAUACUGAUACUGAUACUGAAGAGAUCGGUGCGCUGGGAGGGGAGG
Hypoxylon fragiforme is the source of this 2663-nucleotide messenger RNA. Its product is annotated as tRNA synthetases class II-domain-containing protein. NCBI's taxonomy places the organism in Eukaryota, Fungi, Ascomycota, Sordariomycetes, Xylariales, Hypoxylaceae. The transcript is spliced from 3 exons. Gene Ontology annotation, biological process: aspartyl-tRNA aminoacylation. The record is from RefSeq and is a predicted model, not a curated record. The coding region runs from base 83 to 2521 and encodes 812 amino acids. Gene Ontology annotation, cellular component: cytoplasm; mitochondrion. Gene Ontology annotation, molecular function: aspartate-tRNA ligase activity; ATP binding.